Messenger RNA from Astyanax mexicanus (Mexican tetra), 1569 nucleotides. It is a transcript of the gene zp2l2, whose product is annotated as zona pellucida glycoprotein 2, like 2. NCBI's taxonomy places the organism in Eukaryota, Metazoa, Chordata, Actinopteri, Characiformes, Acestrorhamphidae. Gene Ontology annotation, cellular component: egg coat. The transcript is spliced from 9 exons. Bases 62 to 1546 code for a protein of 494 amino acids. Gene Ontology annotation, molecular function: acrosin binding; structural constituent of egg coat. The record is from RefSeq and is a predicted model, not a curated record. Gene Ontology annotation, biological process: binding of sperm to zona pellucida; prevention of polyspermy.
CUCUGUUAGGGUUGGUGUAAAGCUUUGUUUAACUAGGUUAAAGAUAGUUAGACAGUAGAAGAUGUUGAAUGUUGUUAUAAUAACAUUAUUUAGCUCGUUUGUUGCUUUCUGUAGAGCUCAGGAGCAGAAGGACCCGUGGCAGAUGGCCAGAGGUAACAGUUUACCCAGUUUUCCACAGCAGCUCCGACAGGACACGAUACAGCCCGGCGGCUACCCGCUCCUCCAGUCCUCCCCGAACAGCGUGUAUUAUCAGCCCCCAGCCCAGCAGCAGCUCCCAGACCGCGGGGACCCGCAGCGCUGUGCGGUGGAGGACUCCUCACGGGUGGAGUGCGGGGAGCCCGGGAUCAGCCCGGCUGACUGCGAGGCCCUGGAGUGCUGUUACGAUACUCGACAGUAUAUUCGAGCUCCUGAUGGACCCCUGUGCUACUAUGGAAAAACGGUCACUGUACAGUGCACCAAAGACGGGCAGUUUGUGGUGGUUGUGGCCAGAGACACCACCGUACCUCGGAUCAGCCUGGACAACAUCAGACUGCUGGAGGCCGGUGGAGAACUUUGCACUGCCAUCGACAGUAAUAUUGACUUCGCCAUCUACCAGUUUCCAGUGACGACCUGUGGGACAAGGGCGAAGGUUGAUGGUGAUUAUGUUGUUUAUGAGAACAUGAUGGCGUCCUCAUAUGAAGUUGGAUUCGGUCAACAUGGUGCCAUCACAAGGGACAGCUCGUUUGAGCUAACUUUCCAGUGUAGAUAUCUGGCUACAGCAGUGGAGGCUUUAAGGGUGGAUGUGAACACUGUUCCUGCACCAGCUCCAGUGUUUCAGCAGGGUCCCCUACGAGUGGCCCUCAGGCUUGCUAAUGGCAUCUGUGUCACUAAAGGAUGCUCUGAUGUGGACAUAUACAGCUCCUACUACACUGAGGCAGAUUACCCUGUCACCAAGGCACUGAGGGAACCAGUGUAUGUGGAGGUGCGCAUGCUGGAGAGAACAGACCCGAGCAUCGCCCUGGUGCUGAGCCACUGCUGGGCCACUUCCACCCCAAAUCCAUUAAGCCUGACUCAGUGGGACCUGCUGGUUAAUGGGUGCCCGUAUGAAGAUGACCGUUAUCAGACCACUGUGAUUCCAGUUGGCCCCUCUUCUGGCCUGCAGUACCCAACCCACUACAAGCGCUUUGUUGUGGAGAUGUUUGCCUUCGUGGACCAAACAUCCCUCAUUCCACAACAGGAACAGAUCUUCAUCCACUGUACCACAGCAGUGUGUCAAGUCUCUGCUCUGGACACCUGUGAACCAAGUUGUGGCAGAACAAAGAGAGCAGUUUCAACAACACAAGAUCUAGAGAAGGUCCUAGUGUCCAGUGAGGAGGUCAUCCUCCUUUCUGACCUGCCAGUUUCAGCUAAAAGCCGAGGGGACAGUAAUGAAGGGUCUUGGGAUUCAAGCUUUGGUCUGGUUGGAGUAGCUGCACUGGCUGUGUUGAGCAUCUGUGGACUGCUUACUGCUGCUCUCUGCUGGAGACGGCGGUUAAAACCUCGUCCUCUUCAGACAACAAGACUAUGAUGAAUAAAGUUGUCUUGUGUCAA